CCUAGGAAACUCUCGAACCAAGACAGCCGUCUCACGUUUUGUACCUACAUAUUUCAUCUGGUGAGUUGGUGGGAUUAUACGAACCCUGGAUAUAUUCAGCCCAGUCAGUCGCAAAAAGAGAACAUGCGAUAGACCUACAACACUUCGUCGCCUAUUUACAUCGUCAGCAAGCUGCACUAUCGCCGCAGGUACAUAGAGAUGCCCACACAGAAUCAAUAUAGUCAGACACGCUUCCAUGCGACUCGAUAACCUUGAGGCAAAAUGGCGGAGGAAGAUAUCCGCCAAGAGGAAUUAUCGACGAUAGCUGCUAUCUAUCCUGAGCUGCAAGUCGAUGAAAGUAACCCACACACAUUUUCGAUCGAGCUCCCUGUGAGCUUAUCUACCCCUUUAACUGUGCUUUUUCCGGCUGCAACUGAAGGCGCGCCUCCGAUUGAGCCAGCCCAAGGACAGAUCCCGUCGAUAGCAGCCGUAGAUUCUCAUUCCCUAUUGAACUUGCCUUCUCUACAAGUUAGUAUAGAGCUCCCAGAAGGAUACCCCUCAGAGAAACCACCCCAAGUCGGCAUUUCCACCUCGCCUCCAUGGCUUUCUGAACCGAUUUUGCGCAAGCUGGAGAAAGACGUCGAGACUCUUUGGGAAGAGAUAGGACGGGACCAGGUCAUUUUCACAUACAUCGACAACCUACAACAAUCCACCGACAACAUCUUCGGAUUAGUCGAUAGUAAAGGUCACUUGGAAGUUGGACCGGAGCACAAAAUAGCGAUCCUUGACUACGACAUUAAAGCUAAGCGAAGAGCUUUCGAGAAAGAGACAUUUGAUUGUGGCAUCUGCCUAGAUCCCAAGAAGGGUACCGUCUGCCAUCAAAUGCUUGACUGCGGUCAUGUAUUCUGUGUCCAAUGUUUACAGGAUUUCUACAAUACUGCUAUUACUGAGGGUGAUAUUGCUUCCGUAAUAUGUCUCCAGCCUAACUGCGCCAAAGAACGCGAGGAUGCUGUCAAGGGUUCUUCUAGGAAAAAGAAAGCAAAGACCUUCAUCAACCCCAGCGAACUCUUACAGAUUCCCCUCGAACGGGAUAUAGUCAAGCGCUAUGUUAUGCUGAAACAUAAAACCGAGCUCGAGUCAGACAAGAAUACCGUGUAUUGCCCUCGAUCAUGGUGUCAGGGUGCGGCUCGAUCGAAGAAGCACAAAAAGCCCGAAGGACUUGAAUUCGUCGAAGCAUCAGAUGAAGACUCGGAUGCAGAAGGUGCUGCAAGUAAGAAGGCGGAUGGGGAAACGGUUAGGGAUCUGCUUGCCAUCUGUGAAGACUGCGGUUUCGCUUUCUGCUCUCGAUGCGAGCAGUCGUGGCAUGGCGAAUUCACGUAUUGUAUCCCGAAAGAUCGAAAGGAAGAGAUUACAGAAGAAGAGAAGGCGUCACUGGACUAUCUGAGACUGCACACAACGCCGUGCCCGACAUGCGAUGCUCCGUGCCAAAAGACUCACGGUUGCAAUCACAUGCGUUGUUUCAAAUGCCAGACGCACUUCUGCUACCUCUGUUCUGCUUGGCUUGAUCCUUCAAACCCGUAUCAACACUUCAAUAUUCAACCUUCAGGGAAGACGAACGGUUGUUACAUGAGGUUGUGGGAACUCGAGGGAGGGGAUGGGGAUGACGUUGGCAUCGGUUACGCAGGUAAUGCCGCGGGUAAUGAUAACGUCGUACCCGGGCAGUAUGGUCAACAUCUAGAGAUUGUACAACAGGGCCUUGCAGACGACGAGUCUGACUCCGACUCUGACGAGGCUGAUGAAGAAGCAGAGGCGGUAGCAUUGGCACCGCGUCAACAACCGCAGCCAAGACCCGGCCAGCGUCAACCGCCAAGAGAUCAACCUAAUGGAAGAGUCGCCGUCGCCCGCGAGGGGCCGCUUGUGCUCCGAAUCGAGGGCGACGCACCGCCGGUUCAAGGAGGAGUGGUACGACGUCCACAGCCCGGCAUUCCAAAUCCCCGUGGAGAGGCAAAUGCCUUGCAAGCAGGUCGACAGAAUGGCCGGGGCAAUAGGAGAGGUAGAGCAAACCCUGGGAUAAAUCGGCAACACAACCGGAAUCGACCUCAGGGGCAGAACCAACGAGUGAUCAACAACGGUCGCGUCCGACAGAAUUGGAUGGGGGACGACGUUGUGCUCCAAGCGGACGGCCAACUAAAUGACAGGGACGCUGCGUGGGUUCGCCAAUUCGUGCAGCUGGCACUCAACGAUCAGGAAGAUCUGCUCGACUCGGACAGUGAUGACGAGUAGACAGGGAGUUCCUGAUAGGCACGAAUCGGCGUCUGGGCGGUAGGCAAUGCGAGGCACGAUAUUCCUAAGAUGGUAACAAGGAUGUGCAGAGGCUAUUUUCUUUUGCGAAUUU
Messenger RNA from Hypoxylon trugodes, 2374 nucleotides. RefSeq names its product RWD-domain-containing protein. Lineage: Eukaryota; Fungi; Ascomycota; Sordariomycetes; Xylariales; Hypoxylaceae. The coding region runs from base 262 to 2262 and encodes 666 amino acids. The transcript has 3 exons. Gene Ontology annotation, biological process: protein polyubiquitination; positive regulation of proteasomal ubiquitin-dependent protein catabolic process; ubiquitin-dependent protein catabolic process. The record is from RefSeq and is a predicted model, not a curated record. Gene Ontology annotation, molecular function: ubiquitin conjugating enzyme binding; ubiquitin protein ligase activity; zinc ion binding. Gene Ontology annotation, cellular component: cytoplasm; ubiquitin ligase complex.